GAAAUCAUACUAAACAAGUAUUUCCAAUCAACAUGAAGCUUUUUGUCAUUCUUGCUUUGGCUGUGGCCACCGUUAGCGCUGCUAGCCUUGAAUCAAUUGUCCAGCCCGGUUUUCCAAGCGGACGCAUCAUCAACGGUUACGAAGCAGAAAAGGGUGAAGCUCCUUAUAUUGUGUCAUUUAAAACCACUUCACACUUCUGUGCUGGCUCUAUCAUUGAUGAACAUUGGGUCUUAACAGCUGCUCACUGCUUGGCUUAUAGUUCUUUCAGCCUUGUAGCCGGUUUACAUUCCCGCAAUAAUGAAGCUGACGUACAAGUUCGCAAGGUUACCAGCAAGAACUUCAUCAUACAUGAGAAAUAUGGUGGUGGCGUCGGUCCUAAUGACAUUGGUCUUAUUUACGUUGAAGAAGCAUUCAACUUAAAUGCUUUAACUCGUGACGGUUCUGCAGCAGUUGGUAAAAUCUCUGUUCCAUCUGGCCAAUACGAACAAUCUGGUAGAGGAAAACUUUUCGGUUGGGGUCGUGACAAUUCUGGUGCUUUACCAAAUGUUUUGCAAACUCUCGAUGCCGAUAUCAUUGGUUACAACGAAUGCAAAGCUGCCUUACCUAGCAGUGCUCCAAUCGAUCCAGUUAACAUAUGUUCAUACACUGCUGGUACAGCUGAUGGUGCUUGCAAUGGUGACUCUGGCGGUCCAUUGGUACUUUACACAAAAUCUGGCCCUGAAUUAGCCGGUAUUGUCUCAUGGGGCUACACUCCUUGCGCUACUACUAAAAACCCAUCAGUCUACACUGGUGUAACAAAUUUCAAAUUGUGGAUCAACGAAAAUAUUAAGAACUAUAAAGCAUAAAACCAGGAAAUCGACAUGGCAACAAACACAGGAAUGACAAAAAAUUUUACAAAAAUAUUAAUUAAAAAAAUUUAAAGUUUAUUAAAA
Molecule: messenger RNA, 932 nt
Organism: Teleopsis dalmanni
Lineage: Eukaryota; Metazoa; Arthropoda; Insecta; Diptera; Diopsidae
Product: lectizyme
Exons: 1
Coding region: 33-845 (270 amino acids)
Biological process (GO): proteolysis
Molecular function (GO): serine-type endopeptidase activity
Source: RefSeq, a predicted model, not a curated record